Messenger RNA from Pistacia vera, 1735 nucleotides. Its product is annotated as zinc finger BED domain-containing protein RICESLEEPER 1-like. The transcript has 5 exons. Bases 56 to 1735 code for a protein of 559 amino acids. NCBI's taxonomy places the organism in Eukaryota, Viridiplantae, Streptophyta, Magnoliopsida, Sapindales, Anacardiaceae. Gene Ontology annotation, molecular function: DNA binding. The record is from RefSeq and is a predicted model, not a curated record.
UUCUCAUUCAGAAGCUUAGCUACUAAAUUAUUUAGGCUCGUUUGUAAGGUGAGAAAUGGAAGCAAGAACCAUGGAAUUUGAUCCUCAGUUGUAUCUGUAUUUUCAGGUGGGAAAGGAAACAAUCAGUGAGGGAAUGAAGCGUUUGCAGAAUUUAGCACACUGGUACAACUCGAUUCCAGAAAAGGUUGGAUUAUUUGAUGAAAUCAUCACCUAUCUUCAAUCUCUUCAACGACAAAUAAAGGAGAUUGAAUCUUUAGCACAACGGGGAAAAGCACAUGUAUCUUCCAAUAUCAAUACAACAGAUCUGCGCCAUGGACAGGAAAUCACCCAAAUAAGAGAACAAAAUAAAGAGAUUGAAAUGGUGAUGAAUACAAAUGUGGAGAAUUCAUCAUGUUCUAAACGGAAAAGGCGGUCAAAGGUUUGGGAAGACUUCACAUACUCUGUAGGCAAAGAUGGGAAGGAAUGGGCUCAGUGUAAACACUGUAAGAAAGAGUUUGUAGGAUCAAGUAAGAGUGGAACCACGCAUCUCAAAAAUCAUUUAAAAAGCUGCCCAGUUUUGAGAAAUCCAGGUGGAGUUGCUGAUAAAGCAAAAGAGAAAACAGUGAUUGAUCCAGAAUCGAAUGGUUCUGAUUUGGUGCGAAAGAUUAUUAAGUAUGGGAUAAAAGGCAUAAAGGAUGAUAUAGUUGAUGUUUACCAACAAGAGAAGGAUAAGAUUCAUGAAUAUUUAGAUAAACUCACAUGUCGUUUUAAUGUGACAAUUGACCCGUUGCCAACGCGUGAAUUGGGCAUGGACAGUUGGUCAAUGAAAAUCUGGGUUAUUGAUGAUAGUUGGGAAUUGAAAAAUAGGAUUAUUUGUUUGGGAGAAAGCAUAUAUGAUAUCAAGAAACGAGUGAAGUCUUUCUCCGAGGAUUGGAAGAGAGACAAAAAAAUAUGCUCUAUGAUAAAAUUUGGAUCUUUUUAUGUAUCUGGAUGCGAGGAAGUUAAGGAUAUUGGCAAUUGGUUCACUGGGACUUCUCAAUCGGUUUUAACUUUAUUAAUAAAAAUUGAUCUUGCUAUCAGUUUUGAUGGGUUGGCAAAAAUUUCACGAAAUGAUAUUUUAACUAAUAUGAGAAAGCUGAGGGACUACAUUAUAACAAAUGCAAAGGAGCUUCAAUCAGGGAUUGAGAAAGCUUCAACUUCCGAAAGUUUAUCUUCAUCAUGGGUGGAAGACAAGGAUGUGGUUGAGUGGGUAAUGGGAUGUAAAGAAGCAUUAUGUGAACUGGAGGAUAUAGAUCCUGAUUUCAAGUCUAUAAAUUUUAUAAAAGAGGAUUGGGACGAGGCAACUUUAAUGUACAACUGUCAGAAAGCGUUAAAUGAUUUGGGAGAAGAUGUCGAUAACUUCUUGGACCAUCUUGAACAUAAAACCGCAAAUGAGUAUUUCCCAAUGAUAUGUCAGAUUUUUUCGAAAUUGGAUCAAUUGGAAAGAAGUGAUAAUAGUUACAUUUGUGACUCUGUAUCACAUUUGCGGAAAAAUAUUGAUAAACUUUGGAACGGUUCUAUGUUGGUUUUAGUGACUAGAGUAAUUUUGGAUCCACGAUUCAAAAAUGAUUUUAUUAUAAAAAAACUCUACGAAGAGAUGUAUAAAAGAGGUUUUACUGAUGUAGGUGCACGCCUUAUCGGAAUCAUUGAUGGUGUUACAAACAUUUUCAACCAAUAUGUAAAGGAAACUAACAAUCCUAUGUCAUCAUCCUCUUAA